GCGUGCAGGCCGUGGUGCAGGCGCGUCUUCACCCCUCUGUGGUGAAAAGUUCCUAACCCCGGAGUGAUGGAAUAUUUUGGAGGUUUAGGAAGUUUCAUUGUAAUUUAAAUGUCGUUUCAACUUGGGAAAAGGGGAGCGCAAAACGGUGUUUAUGCGUCCUCCUACAAGUUAAUCUUCUCUCCCAUCUGUCCCCAUCAGCAUUUUCCGCAACUUGUGUAAGAAGACAUAAUAAACAAACUUUGGGUUGGGUUUUAAUGAUUUUCAUCCAGUUGAAUAUCGCAACACUGCUUUUUGCUCAAUGUGCUGCCUAAAGACUGGAGCUCACCAAAAUUUUAAUUGUCUCUAAUGACUUUUACCUUUUCUCAUACUUUUGCCAUCUGCCAUUUUUUUUUUUUUCAAUUCAACAUCUGUCUGCAGCUUUGUAGUGUGCCAUUUUCUACUUGUUUGUCCAUGUGUUCAUAACUAAUCCACCGCCCCUCAGUACUGCCCUGCACCCUCCUUCCCUCUUCCACGCCUCUCUCUCAAUUCCUGUAAUGUCUGUAUCCAUGAGGAACCCACCCCAGCGCCGCCGAUCCUUGGGGCCUGUCUCACCCAAGCGCAUCUAUCGGAAUCUGUCUGUCAGACUGCGGGGCGCAGAGGCAGCGGGCACUGACGAAACAGAGAUGCCCAAACAUUCAAACAAGUCUGCAGAUGCUUACAAGACCCUGUGGGAGGCUGUGGAAAAUGAGGACACUUUGGCCGUGCAAAGCCUGCUGUCCAGAGAGCUUCCGAACAGUGGAGGAGGUGGAGGAGGAGGAGGGAGCAUUUGGGAGAAGAGCAUUUGGGAGAAGGCAGUGAAGAGAGACAGGGAUUUGGAGCAGGAGAAGGAGAAAGGAGUGAACCGUGUCAGUGAUCAGGGUUUGGUUCCAUUGGAUGUGGCAGCACUUACCCACAAUUCACCUCUGCUCCAUGUGCUGACAAAGGCUGGAGCCCGUCAUAACCCUAUAUUGAGUCGCCCGGCAGAGUGGGCUCUGAAGCUGGACACUCUGGUGACGCUGGCGAGUAAACGUGUGGAGGAGAGGAAGAAGGAGCUGGUCAGGAGGGUGGUGGCUGGACCGCAGGCUCAGGCAGAUGUGCACAGACAGAUCCGCCUCUGGAGCCUCAGGCUGCAGCUGUACUGUCGCAUGAGAGAGAACUUCAACAAAACAGAGCUCCCUGGUCCUCCCUCUCAUGUGUCCAUACUUGUGACGAGCACAUCAUCCCUGCUAGUGGUAAUCAAAGAACCAGAAGGUCCAGGCAUUGGUCUUAUUACACGUUACAGAGUGGAAUGGAGCAACACAGAGACAUUCAAACGUAUUUCUGGCUCAGCCCAAGUUACAGAGACCAAAAACCCAACAUAUUCUAUACAGGGGCUGACAACGGGCGUACAUUAUUUUGUCAGAGUCAGUGCCUACAAUAUAAAAGGAUGGGGCCAACCUCAAUGUUCUACCCCAGCUAGUGCUGCCCCCUCCAGUUGGCGAGAGUGCGUGGGUGUGAAAUCGCUGUUUAGGAACCACGAGGGCCUUGUGAGGAAGCUGCUGGAAGAUGCCCGUGAACCACAGUACAGAGGAUACUGCAUAGAGAGCUGUAAGCCCCAGAGUCCCAGCAAGCGCCUGUCUAUGUCUCGAGGCAUCAAACAGCUUUUCCAGUCCGCCACCAAGUUUGUUCGUCUUCUCCAACGAGGUGUCUACCUGGCAGCUGUCUUCCACUACAAGGACAACAUCCUGGUGACAGCUGAAGAUCAGAUACCUCUUGUGGAGAUCCAGUGCUGCUCCACGCCCAUCACACAGGACUUUCUUUGGUUUGCCAAGUUAUCUUGUGCGUGGCAACAAGUUCCAUGGCUGCAGCAAUCUCUAGCCUCUGCUCAUUCAUCUUCCUCCUCCCUGCUUCAGAACAGACACAACAUUUUAAAAGCAGUUUCACAGCUGCAGUCUUCUCUAGGAAUGAUGGACUUAGGUCAGGUUUACUAUGAGCCUCUGAAAGAUCGCCAGGGAAAUGUGCUACUAGUCACGUUGAAGGACUUCUCCAACCUUCCCAAUCCCCCUGACCCGCCGCUCCACUGGAUGCCCAUCGUACGGCUGGAAAAGAACCGGAGUCGGACCCCCCUGCUGCCUGAGCCCACCGCCAUGGAUAUGCUCUAUGAACAGCUCAAGGACAAGCUGUCAUAUCACCGCCACAGCACCCAGUGGGCCCAGCCUGGUCUUUAUGUUGGGAUACUGAAGCUGUGCAGCUCUGUGGAGCAGAUCCGGGUGCUGGUGCCUCAGAGGCUGCCCAAUCUGCUCUGUCACACCAGGGUCCGACACAACGCCCACGUAACAAGGGACGAGUGGGCGUGGCUUCAGAGUCAUGUUUACACUACAGUCAAUGGCAGUGUCCAGAACCUGCUGAGUGGAGGAGACGAUGAUAACCUGAUUGAGAGCAGCCUGGUGGAGUUUGUCACAUCCCUGAGAGCGGCCAUCACACAUCUGCUGACAAAGCUCAACAUCCCCCUCUACAGGGCGUAUCAGUAUGGAGUCUACACUCGGGAACUUGUGCAGUUUGGAGACAAGCUGUCCUUAUUGCUCCUUCUGCCUCCUAGUGAGGAUUUCAGUUCCAGUUAUUGGCCCCUAGUGGGGACCAAGGAACCUGGUCUGACAAUGCCACUGCAGAUCUUUGAAAUUGUUCACUUCUGGACGUACGAGCGUGACUUCCUGUCUCACUACUGCCAAGCCUGGGUGAGGCUGGAACUGGACACUCAUUUGGCCCAGCAGGCUCUGAGGGAGGCUCUGGACACAAAAGAGGUGCAGGAGGCCCGGGAACGCCUCAACCGCAUCACUGAACUAGCACAUAGGCUGGAUGUUGUGUGGCGGGAUGCGCGCUGGAUCAUGGACUGUCUUCAGUGUGUUCGGUCCAGGCAGUGGGUGGGCGCAGUGCCUUUGGGCUUGGUGAUGGGAGGAGACCCACCCCCGCGCCCAGAGGGAGAGGAAGAGGAGGAGAGUCUGACUGGCAGACUGACGUGGCCCAGACGAAUACCACCUCAGAGAACUAUUUCAGAAAAUCUGAGUGUGACUCCUCCAAAUGUUGUCUCAGCAGAGGUGCCUGCUCCCACUGGGAUCAUCACAUCUAUCCCUGAAGAGCCCCCUCUGGUGUUAAUGGAGGGUGUUGCAAAGGGAGGGUACCCUGUUGACAUCACCUCACCAUCAACUGUGGAUUUGACCAGUUUGGACCAGCCUGAGUUAAUAUGUGCCAGUACUUUGAUUGAAGCAGGACUGGAACCUGCAGCUGCAGCUCAACUAGAAGUAGGCUAUCCAGUUUUAAAUGUGGAAGUGCCCCAGAGUGAAGAGCCAGAGUACCCCUCAAGCAUCACAGACGUCAUUCGGCCAAUGGAGAUGGCUGAGCUGGUGGAUAUCAUACCCACUCUGACACUUAUUGAAGAAGAGAUCCCCAGUGACCCCUCCAGCCCCACUGUCAUGGACAUGCUAGAGAGCUUUGGUCUGGGGAUCAGUGAAAGUAAUACUAUUUUUAACUUAGAAAAUCCAGUCUUGACCAGUGGAGAUGGGUUGGUGUCACAGUCCAGUAGCAACACUGUGACCCUCACUGAGAAUACAGAUCUACAGAGCACAGCAGUGCCUGUCGCUGAAGGUGAUAGAAGACCUAUUUUCACCUUAAACUUUCCCUCUGAGGACACAGACAGGCUGCAGCUGCCCUCUGGGUUUCCAGCGAGGAGCCAGGUGGAGUGGGACAGACCAACCAACAGCUCAUCUUGACAGAUCCACAAAUCCAUCUGGUACAUCUGGUACCUUUUUUUUAGAGUACAGAUAGUUUAGGUAAACUAUGCACAUGAGUAGAGCUGUGGUACCAAAAAAGUACUGUUCAUGUAUCAGAUUGUUUCACCAAUGUUAAAAAAGUCCUUCUCAGGCUCUCUCUUUUUGUUUUUAAAUAAACAUGAUAUUAUAUAAUUUUAUGUAUUACACUACAGUGAGACAAAACAAAGCUAGUACUAAGAAGACUAAGAUAUAUAUAUAUAUAUAUAUAUAUAUAUAUAUAUAUAUAGUAAAUAUUAUGACUGACAACCCUUCACCAAGCAGUCCUAAACAAGGAUGAUUUUUUUUUCAACAUUAUGGGCAAAUGGUAGCUUAUUUAUAUAUAACCACACAAAUCAAGUGUCUCUCUGUUUUUUAAUCAAUUAACAACUUAAAAAAAACAACAUAACGUACCAAAAAGCCAAAGGUAUUUAUUUGGUUGAUUAAAUGAAGACAUGGUAACCAUAUCUUUUUAAUGUUGGCUAUCACACUUCACUUUUACAUUUUUUUUAUUAUUUCUCCGGUGUACAGGGUAUGUAUGUGAAAAAGUGUUUUUAUUUUAGCACCAAGAAACCACAUUAAAUGUGUGAGUAAAAGGUGAUGUCAUUCCUUAAACUAAAACAAUGUCUAGGAAAUAGGUACCUCAAAAUAUGUUUGCUGUAUGUUUACAAAGAGUAAAAGCUAUCUAAACCACAAGGAAAUGGUCUGCACUGUGUUCUGCUUUCUUUAAGGCAGUAGCCUCCUUUUUAAAGGUCCUAUAUUACUCAAAAUUGAGUCUUGUGA
Molecule: messenger RNA, 4583 nt
Organism: Boleophthalmus pectinirostris (great blue-spotted mudskipper)
Lineage: Eukaryota; Metazoa; Chordata; Actinopteri; Gobiiformes; Gobiidae
Product: ankyrin repeat and fibronectin type-III domain-containing protein 1-like
Exons: 21
Coding region: 534-3764 (1076 amino acids)
Biological process (GO): regulation of establishment of bipolar cell polarity; establishment of mitotic spindle orientation
Cellular component (GO): spindle
Molecular function (GO): protein binding
Source: RefSeq, a predicted model, not a curated record